Messenger RNA from Aspergillus sclerotioniger CBS 115572, 7719 nucleotides. RefSeq names its product alpha-1,3 glucan synthase. The record is from RefSeq and is a predicted model, not a curated record. The transcript is spliced from 7 exons. Gene Ontology annotation, biological process: fungal-type cell wall (1->3)-alpha-glucan biosynthetic process. Gene Ontology annotation, molecular function: alpha-1,3-glucan synthase activity. NCBI's taxonomy places the organism in Eukaryota, Fungi, Ascomycota, Eurotiomycetes, Eurotiales, Aspergillaceae. Gene Ontology annotation, cellular component: fungal-type cell wall. The coding region runs from base 302 to 7504 and encodes 2400 amino acids.
CCCCAUCUCGUUUGCCGUUCCUUUUUCCGACCAUUUCCGUUCGCUUUCCACACCUCGCGCAUCGUUAUUUUAUUUUUAUUAGUUUUAAUUUCUUUUCGGACCGCUUGUCCCUCGUUUAGCUCGGUCCGGUCAAGAGCAAAGGCAGACGGAACUCCUUCUCGCGUGUUCUCGCGUGUUCUGCAUCCCGUGGAACCUGGGGAAACGGUCGGCCGAUGACGGGCGCGUAGAAGAUCCGGGUGAAGUGAAGUGGUUCGUUCUCCUGUCAACCUCGAGCAGCGGACGGUUCCGCGUCCCAGCCAACAUGAAACGGCUGAUCGCCGGCCUCGUUCCGGCCCUUGUGGCCUGGCAGACCGCCGCAUGGCCCUACAAUGAAUCCCUCGUCGACUACAACUUCAACCAGAACAAGACCGCCACAAACCCCGCCGAUUAUUGGGGUCAAUGGCCCAAUCAUACCGGCGAUUACUAUCCUUCGCCGGACAACUGGCGCUUCCCAUUCUACACCCUCAUGCUGGAUCGCUUUGUCAACGGAGAUCCCACCAAUGACAAUUUCAAUAAAUCCGUGUGGGAACAUGAUCUGUGGUCCACCCAGAUGCGCCAUGGGGGGGAUGUGGUGGGUUUGGUGGAUACGCUGGACUAUCUCCAGGGCAUGGGCAUCAAGGGAAUCUACCUGGCUGGCACCAUUCUCAUGAAUCAGCCCUGGGGCUACGAUGGUUAUUCCGCUCUCGACACCACCCUGAUGGAUGGCCAUUACGGAACCCUGGCUCAAUGGCGAAAUGCCAUCACCGAGAUCCACAAGCGAGGCAUGUACGUCAUCUUCGACAAUACACUUGCGACAAUGGGGGAUUUGAUCGGAUUUGACGGCUAUCUGAAUGUCACAGCACCCUUCACAGUGGGAGAGCAUGAAGUCCAGUGGAAGACCGAUCGUCAAUACGUGGACUUUCGGUUCGGGAAUACCUACAAUGACACAUGCGAUUAUCCCCGGUUUUGGUUCGAAACCGGCUAUCCCGUGCAGAAGACCGUGACCGACUCUUUGGUCGGUUGUUAUGACAGUGAUUUCGACCAGUAUGGUGAUAUCGAAGCCUUUGGAGUCUUUCCGGAUUGGAAACGUGAAUUGGCCAAGUUUGCCUCCGUGCAGGACCGCCUGCGUGAGUGGUAUCCGUCUGUCCGAGAACGACUCAUCCGGCAUUCGUGUAUGAUUAUUUACCAGCUCGACAUUGAUGGCUUCCGAUAUGACAAGGCAACACAGGCCACGGUCGAUGCCCUGGGAGAUAUGUCCUCUGCCUACCGCGAGUGUGCUCGUGCCGUAGGAAAGGAGAAUUUCUUCAUUGCCGGAGAAAUCACUGGAGGCAAUACCUUUGGUUCCAUUUUCUUGGGACGAGGUCGACAGCCGGAUCAGUAUCCGGCCUCAGCUGAAGUCGCCAUGAAUCUCACCGACACUUCAACGCCCCAGUACUUUUUGCGGGAAAAGGGCAAGAAUGCGAUCGACGGUGCCGCCUUUCAUUACUCCAUCUAUCGCGCGCUCACGCGGUUCCUAGGAAUGGAUGGAAGUUUAUCCGCCGGCUAUGAUGUCUCGGUGGAUUUUGUCACUGCCUGGAAUGAGAUGGUGAUUUCGAACGAUUUGGUUAAUGCCAAUACCGGUGUAUUCGAUCCUCGUCACAUGUACGGUGUCACCAAUCAAGACGUCUUUCGCUGGCCGACCUUGGAGAAGGGAACCGAACGCCAACUGCUGGGUCAAUUCGUUACCACUUUGCUUCUGCCCGGAAUUCCCCUUCUCCUCUGGGGUGAGGAACAGGCAUUCUAUGUCCUGGACGCCACGGCGGCCAACUACAUCUUCGGUCGUCAAGCCAUGUCCCCGGCAACCGCCUGGAUGGUUCAUGGGUGUUUCUCCCUGGAUUCAUCAACCUACUACAAGUGGCCCAUCACCAGGGGUCGCGAAGCCUGCCACGAUGUCACCGUGACGUAUGAUCAUCGGGACCCCUCGCACCCGGCUCGCAAUAUCAUCAAACAUAUGUACCAGAUGCGUAUCGAUUUCCCCGUGCUCAAUGAUGGUUACAACGUCACGAAACUGUCAAACCACACCGAGAAUGUGUACUACCCGGGAUCGAACGGAACCGCCACCGAAACUGGUCUCUAUUCGGUGCUGCGUGAUAUCAGCUCCAGCUUUCAGGACUUGGGAUCGGAUGAUAAAAAUCAGGCAGUUUGGCUAGUCUAUCAUAAUACGAACCGGACCAUCGAAUACUCAUUUGACUGCACGGAAAGCACCGCAUUGAUCUCUCCUUUUGAUACCGGCACCACGGUCAAGAACCUCUUUUACCCCUUCGAUGAACAUGAACUCAUCAGCAGCCCGAAGAAGCUGGGCCUCAACGGUUCCACGGCAUAUAACGGCUGCCUUUCCAAUAUGACACUGGAGGCUUACGGAUUCCGGGCAUAUGUCCCACGCGCUCGCUUCACCAAGCCUCGUCCCAUGAUCACGAGUUUCUCCCCAGGUCAUGAUGUUCCUGUGCGCUCUACGGUCGCACCCAAUGAGGACGAGACAAUUCAGAUCAAGCUUUACUUUUCCGAAGCAAUGGAUUGUGAUUCGGUCACCAGUUCCAUCUAUCUGAAUUCCAGUACAGAAAUUGGGAAAGUUCCAUCUAUAGACACAGAUAGUGUCAGUUGCAAAGCUGCCACGCUCAAUGAGACUGGCAGCACCUGGACCGGCUUUAUUCCUAGCGCCUGGGUUUGGCAGGGCAAUUUGACCGGCGUUUACAAUGGUAUUCACCGUGUGACUGUCAACAACGCCACCAAUACCUACAAGAACGAGACCACUGACGCGGUUGAUCAUUUCCUUCUCCGUGUGGGCCAAAUUGACAACCCUAUGAUUUAUUACACCGCCAACUACUCCAGCAGUUUACUUCAUGAAUACUCUAAUGGCUCGCUGUACAUCCAACACCACGCCGCUGGUGCGGAUAAGUGGCGAUACUCGACUAAUUGGGGAUCCUCGUUCUCCGACUGGAUGGAUUACACCGGCGGAAACACCACCAUCACUGAGAAUUCGUGGUCAGGUACCAGCAAACAGGCCUGGAAAGGCUACCAUGUCCGCGCCGAGUACUGGAGUCAGUGGACGGGUAGUAGUGAUUAUGUGCAGGAAGGAGACACUGAUUGGACCAAACCCCCCCGGCGCUUCCCACACAUCUUUUGGGAAGGCCCCUACAACGAGUAUGGAUAUGAUGCCGGCUUGGAUAGCGUGAUACGCCAGGAUCCGAGUGAUGGGCUCUGGAAGUACCACUUCACGUACGAGUGGCCUGCAUAUGGUCAGGUGAGCAUCUGGGGAAUGAAUCCCGAUGGUGAGCCCGACGAGGGAUGGGUGAUGGGCGAUGCCGACAAUGACACUAUCCUGGAUCGGAUGCCCCCAUCGUCCCUCUCAGAGACAGUCAUCAAUAUAACCCAGCAUCCCCCUUCGCCAUACAUCUCCUGGAAGCUCGUGAUCAACGACGGCACUCAGCAAUAUCAACUCUUCCCCGUGGGACACCAAGCGACGCAGAUUGCGUUAUUUGUGCUAUUCUGGAUUGUGCCUCCUCUCACGGCUGCGGCCUGCGUCUGGGUCUUUAUUCAGUCGUUCUACAAGGUUAAAUUCAACCAGGUCGGUGUGGACCAGAAGGAAUCGGGCUUCACGCUUGCCUUGCGCCGGCGGUUGAAAAGAAAACCCCAAGGUGGAGAGUACAACCGCCUCAAUCCUCUGAUGCGACUGGCCAAUAAGUCAGGCUUGCUACAAACUGCCACCCCGUACAUCAGCGCCGCGGCCGGAAAGCGCCGCAUGGUUUUGAUCGCCACGAUGGAGUACGAUAUUGAAGAUUGGGCGAUCAAGAUCAAGAUCGGCGGUCUUGGCGUCAUGGCACAGUUAAUGGGGAAGACCCUCAGCCACCAGGAUUUGAUCUGGGUGGUGCCCUGCGUGGGAGACGUGGAGUACCCCGUUGAUACUCCGGCCGAGCCUAUGACGGUGAUCAUCAUGGGGAUGGAAUACGAGGUGCAAGUCCAAUACCAUUUCCUCAACAAUAUCACCUAUAUUCUUCUGGACGCCCCCGUCUUUCGCCAACAAUCAAAAUCCAAUCCCUACCCCGCCCGUAUGGAUGAUCUUCAGAGUGCCGUCUAUUACUCUGCUUGGAAUCAGUGCAUCGCAGCUGCUUGCAAGCGGUUCCCGAUUGAUUUAUAUCAUAUCAAUGACUACCACGGCUCCCUGGCCCCUCUCUACUUAUUACCGGAGACGAUACCUGUCUGCUUAUCUUUGCACAAUGCGGAAUUUCAAGGUCUUUGGCCUUUGCGCACGGCAACUGAACGGGAAGAGGUACGGACGGUGUUCAAUCUUAAUGCCGAGACAGUCCAGCAGUACGUGCAGUUUGGCGAGGUGUUCAACUUGCUUCAUGCUGCUGCUAGCUAUUUGCGCAUCCACCAGCAGGGCUUUGGUGCGGUAGGCGUGUCUAGAAAGUAUGGCAAACGAUCUUACGCCCGGUACCCGAUCUUUUGGGGGUUGCAUAAAGUGGGCAACCUUCCAAACCCCGACCCCUCUGACUUGGGUGAAUGGAGCAAAGAGCAAGCCAUGGCCGCCCAACGAGGCGAAGUAGGAGUCGAUCCGGACUAUGAAUCCAGUCGUGCUGCACUUCGGCUUCAAGCGCAAGAAUGGGCUGGUCUCGAGAAGAACCCCGAUGCUGACCUGUUCGUGUUCGUCGGCCGCUGGUCUAUGCAAAAAGGCGUUGAUCUGAUUGCCGACAUCAUGCCCUCCAUUAUCGAAGCCAACCCCAACGUUCAAUUGAUCUGUGUUGGACCUGUUAUUGACCUCUAUGGAAAGUUUGCCGCCUUGAAGCUCGAUCAGAUGAUGAAGAUCUAUCCGGGUCGCGUCUUCUCCCGGCCUGAAUUCACCAGUCUUCCGCCGUAUAUCUUCUCAGGAGCAGAGUUUGCUUUGAUUCCCUCGCGAGAUGAACCCUUCGGACUCGUGGCGGUGGAAUUUGGUCGGAAGGGUGCAUUAGGUGUUGGAGCUCGCGUGGGUGGAUUGGGUCAAAUGCCGGGAUGGUGGUAUAAUGUGGAGUCGACCUCGACCUUCCACUUACUGGAUCAAUUCAGACAAGCCAUCGACGCGGCCUUGGAAUCGAAGCCGGAAACCCGUGCUAAAAUGCGCGCUCGUUCAGCCAAACAGCGUUUCCCCGUGGCCCAAUGGGUGGAGGACUUGGAAAUCCUCCAAACCACCUCGAUUCAGGUCCACAAUAAGAUGAUCAAAGACCACGGCCGCUCGUUGACUCCCUUCAUGAAUAGCUUCCGCGGCAGCGUGUCAUCCCGGCCGCAGAGUUCUGCCUGGACACCCAUGCAGAGUUCUCUGGCUCCCACUCGGAACAGCAGCCAUACCAAUCUCAACCGACUUAGCGAGUUCAUCGCCCCAUCCGAGCCUACCGAGAGAGUCGUCUCCGGCCUGCAACGCAAACUCUCGCUGGGAGUCCGUUCCGGCCCUGGCCAUCAUCCUCGCUCCGCCCGGGCCGAAGGCGCCCAGGAAGAUCUGCCCGUGACACAGGAGAUUCCCGAAGAUAUAACCGUUGAUGGCGACACUGAUGAUCCUCAAGACAAUGAAUAUGUUCCCAAUCCCGCCGAAUUGGAGGCCGCACGUCGCAUGCAGGCCGCUCAGCGAUCGGGGCCUCCGGCGACCAACCCUCGCUCCUCCAAUUAUAGUCAACCUCCGACUAGUCCUGGCGCACCGUUGUCGCCUUCUAUGGGCGAGCUCGGUCUUCUGCCUCCUGCGGGGCUCAAGGAGGUGAACAACCGGUUGAGUAGCGCGUCUCUGCUGUCUGUCGACAUGGUAGUAGGACAAAAGAAAGACUUUCGGUUGCAGAAAGUUGAUCCCUUUUUCACCGAUAGUACCGGCGAAUAUGCCAACCUCUUCGAGCAGAAGCUGCAGAAUCUUACUGGUGGCAACUCCGAGUUAGAACUCUGCAUCGAAGAAUACUUGAUCAACAGCGAAAAGGAAUGGUUUGACCGAUUCCACGACGCCAAGCUGGGUCGCUUGAAGUCUCCAUCACCCUCGGUUUUCCGUGACAAGCAGGGAGCUGUGUCCGUCACCUCUCGUGAGGACGGGUCUAGUUUCCAGAUGGGGAGCAGUCAUGAGAAUGAAUCCGACGUCGACGACGAGUUCCUGCUCGGCAAAGACUACAGCCCUCCGGCCGGUGUCCGACUUUGGAUGCAAAUCCGCAUUGGCACUUGGCCGGUCUACUCCAUGAUUCUCGCCUUGGGUCAGAUUCUCGCGGCCAAUUCCUACCAAAUCACGCUGUUGACUGGUGAAGUCGGAGAAACUGCAGUCAAACUCUAUGCCAUCGCGACGACCUACCUGAUUGCCUCGAUUUGCUGGUGGCUGGUCUACCGCUAUUUCAAAUCCGUUGUCUGUCUGUCUCUUCCCUGGUUCUUCUAUGGCCUGGCCUUCCUUCUCAUCGGCUCUGCUCACUGGACGGAGAACUCUACCGGCCGUGCCUGGAUUCAGAAUGUCGGAAGCGGCGUUUACGCUGUGGCUUCUGCCAGUGGCUCCUUAUUCUUUGCGUUAAACUUUGGCGAUGAAGGAGGCGCUCCGAUGGAGGUUUGGAUCUUCCGGGCUUGUAUUGUCCAAGGUCUCCAGUCGGCAUAUGUGAUCGCACUCUGGUACUGGGGAUCGGUCUUGACGAAAGCCUCCAGUGCGGGCACCUCCACAACCACCAGUGGAAUUUCUGGGUCCUGGAAAAUGACUGCCAUCUGCUACCCCAUCGCUUUAGCCUUGUCUAUCGUCGGGGUCCUCCUCUUCCGCGGCUUGCCCAACUACUACCACCAAUCCCCAGGCAAGAUCGCUUCCUUCUACAAAGCAGUCCUCCGUCGAAAGAUCGUCCUCUGGAACUUCGUCUUCGUCAUCCUCCAAAACUUCUUCCUGAGUGCCCCCUACGGCCGAAACUGGAACUUCCUCUGGUCCUCAACCCACGCUCACGCCUGGGAAAUCGUCAUCCUCUGCAUUGUCUUCUUCGGCUUCGUCUGGUGCGGCUUCCUCUACAUCGUCAGCCGCUACCUCAAAGCCCACAGCUGGUCCUUACCCCUAAUUGCCUGCGGCCUGGGCGCUCCCCGCUGGGCCCAAAUCUGGUGGGGCGUCUCGGGGAUCGGCUACUUCCUUCCAUGGGUAUCCGGGGGCUACGUCGGGGGAGCUCUCGCGUCCCGCAGUCUAUGGCUCUGGCUCGGUGUCUUGGAUAGUAUCCAGGGCCUUGGGUUCGGAAUUAUCCUCCUGCAAACCCUGACACGCACGCAUAUGCUCUUCACGUUGAUCUGCUCGCAGGUCCUCGGGUCGAUUGCUACCAUUGCGGCGAGAGGAUUCGGGCCGAAUAAAUUGGGUCCCGGGCCGAUUUCCCCGGAUCCGACUUUUGGGGUUAGUGCGGUGGCUAAUGCGUGGUUUUGGGUCGGGUUGUUUUGUCAGUUGGUUAUUUGUGCCGGGUUCUUGCUUUUCUUCCGAAAGGAACAGCUUGCUAAGCCUUAAGGUGCGGCGCAUGGGAUUGUUGGGGAGUAGUGGGGUUUUCGUCUCCCCCCUAUCGUGGGAAUCGGGACAACAUAUAUAGUAACAAGAUGGGGCAGGCUCGGGUUGGAUGUCUUGCUAUCUUGUUCUCUUUUCUUAGAUCGGAUAGUGACGCAGAUACAGAUGCAGUGAUGUAGAUAUAUAUACAUGUAAUUUUUCACAAUAGAUUCAUCUACCAG